GAGACUUGAAUGCUAAUAGUAUGUAGUUGAAAAUCGGGAAUUAAUGAACACUGGACCGUAGCUAGUUGAACUGUCAAUUGUACUGGAAGAAUGGGUGAUGACAUAAAACUUGAUGUAGUUGACCAUGUCACAACUACUGCUGAUACAGCAGAACCAGAGUCGUAUGAAACAAUGUCACCACCAACAUCUCUCGAAGAUAGCAUAUAUGAACCAGUUGAACCAAAAGUUUCUCAAGAACCAAAAGUUCCUCCAGAACCAGCUGAAGAUCCACAAGGAUAUUUAGUUCCAAAACCGAACAUUCUCCGAAAAAGCAGUCCUGGCAUAGCAAGAAAAUCCCGCCAAGGAAAUAAAACAGGAAAUGCUACUACCAAAGAUGUCUAUUCUGUAUACGAAGAUCUUUGGGAUUUCAAGAAACCAGAGCAACAUGCAGAUUGUAAGGACGAGACUCACAGUUAUUUAAAAAACAAUGACGACCCAGUUUAUGACGAUGUUGACACGGUAAUACCAUCGAAUUUACCGCUUGGAACGAAGAUAAUUUCUACUUCAGAACGAGGUUCCAUCUACAAUGCCAACGAGGUCAUCAUUAAUGAUGGUCGCUACAUGAUACCGUCGAGGCAAUGGGACAGCGAUUCUGAUGCACUUGAGUCGGAUUUCGAAGACGACGCCGAGGCGCCGAAUUAUUUUGGUGAAAAUCUGGAUGCCCUUUACGAAAAUAUAGAAAAUAGAAAGUUGGUCUCCCCGACACCAAGAACGAUGCAGUUUAAUGUUAUUUUUGAUGAAGACGAGCAUGCUCCCAAACGAGUGCUUAGCGGAUGCCUGCCCUUUGCGAAGCCCCCCAAGUCCCAGCUCCCGGAGAAGUCAUUUGGUAACAGUCGAUUUUAUAUCUUAUUAAAUGAUGAAGGAUCGCCAGUGUACGUAGAUCCAAACAAACUGGGAGAAAAAGAACCAGUGAUGCCUCCAGUGUCUCUCGGUUUAUCAGGAGAUGAGGCAACGCGUUACGAAAUUGUCAAUAAGAUUGUGGAAACGGAGGCGACGUACAAGCGAUAUUUAAACCAACUUGUGGAGAUCGAGAAAGAAUCCCGCGAGCGUAAGCUGCUAGAAGCCGACAAGCUCGAUUUGAUCUUUUGUUCACUUCAAAAAAUCCUGCAAACUCAUGAGAUGUUCAGCGUGGCCUUGGCUGCUCGGAUGAACGAGUGGACGAUCGAAGGAAAGUUAGGAGAUAUUAUUUGUGCUUCGUUUUCAAAGACUACAACCACAAUGGCCUACACGGACUUUGUAAACAACUUUCUUACCGCUAUUGACACGUUCAGAGCUGCGUGUAAAAGCAACACCGUGUUUUCACAAUUUAUGCAGGCUAAGAUUAAUAACAUUGAGCCUGAAACAAGCUUCCAUCAUCUCAUACUGAAGCCAUUCGAAAGGUUUCCGGAAUUCAUCAUAUUGACUCAGGAUCUGUUAGAAGUUACGCCGGUUGGCCACGCAGACAGGGUAUCCCUUCAGCUUUCACUCACCCAGUUGGAAUGCAUGGCAGAACUGAUUAACUCGCGGCGUAAGGAGAGUGAGAUGAAGAGCUAUUUGAAAUACCUCGAUACACAAAUUAGCCAACUGAACAAGCCAUUGUCUUCCUCCGGGAGACUUUUUAUUCGUCAAGAUGACAUGAUCCAUUGUUUACUAGAUGGUGUUUCCGUGGUCGGAACAAAGAAACUGCGAUUGGUCUUGUUGUCGGACAUGUUGUUGUGUUUAUCACCAGUGGGCAAAAAGAAAAGGAUCGUACCAGGACUUCUGAACCUUCCUAAACACAAGUUCAAGUUGAAGUGGAAUGUUCCACUGUCGGAUGUGGAAUUUAUUGAGUACGGGACUGGCGUAAGCGUAGCCGCUGGAAAAUAUGGAACAACGACCACGUAUUCUGAACAGGGCAAAUAUCGUCAAGCCACGGCCGAGAUUCAGAAACACAUUGAGGAUCUUCAACAUGACCUUGCUGUGAUUGGUCAGAUUGCCGGACUAGCGUCAUCACUCAGGGGGGGACAUCAGAUUUUAGAUCAACACAAAGUGGAACGAUGGUAUAAAUCUGUUGAGAAUACCAUCACUGAAGAAUUGAAAGCUAUAAAUAUGUUUUGGUUGGAACUCUCUCUACCAACAAAAUCUGGUCAACAUAAUUAUGUGUUUCACCUCUCCUCUCCCACGGUAAAGGAGGAAUGGCAGGCAGAUGCAAUGAACACCAAACUCUCUUUAGAAUCUCGUAACAAUCCCGGCUGGUAUCUGCCUGAAGAAGACAUAACUGGCGGUCUUUCAAUAUUGCGGCGUAAUAUGCCUCUGUUGGCCGAGUAUUAUGACUUGUUCAUUUUCAAUACAAGAUCUAGGGUUGAACAUACAAUAUGCUAUCCAGUUGAGGCGGCAAAUAUUUCGACAGUCAUGGCAGCGCGUGGCCUGGGCUACCACGUUUGGAUCAGCGCGCGUGGCGAGAUGCAAGGCAACGUGUCCGUGGUGCGUUUCGAGAGGAAUGCGUGCGCGCCGCGUGUCGUGGAAUCGUUCAACGUGUGUCCCGGAACAGUGUACUCGAUGGCUCAUAUCCCCGCCAUGAACUCCCGACCUGAUCAAAGUGCCGAUAAAUACCAAACGAAAUAUGGAUUUCCGUUUCCAACAGUCUGGCUUGGCAGUCACUCAAGCAAAAUUUUUAUCUACGAUGCCGAAUCAGAGGACAGAAGUCGUCCGCUAAUGGAACUUAAACUGAGAGACGCGCCCCUUGCGAUGAGAUACGCAGUGAAAAAAGUUUAUGUUGGUUUGGCAAACGGCACGCUGGCGAUAUUUCGGUCCAACACGAGUGACCAUUGGAAUCUAGUACAACCUGAUAUUCUUCCUCUUGGUCGGUAUCCUGUGGCAAUGAUUGCUGACGUCAAAGAUAAGUUGUGGUGCAGCAGUGGUAGUCAGAUCUAUGUUGUCAGUAAAAAAGGUGAUAGAAUUCAGCGUAUCAUUUCCGUGGAUUCCAAUAUGAAGAACUUGGUGAAACAUGUGGUAAACUGCGGUGUUGGUGUGUGGGUGAGUGUUUGGAAGAAAGCGACGAUUAAACUGUACCAUGCUGAGACUUAUGAAAUGAUACAAGAGGUCAAUAUCGUCACUCCUGUCGUCAAGAUGAAAAACGACGUGGAUACUCAGGUUCAGUACCUUUCUCUGGACAAGAUCUGCGUAACUGCCUUACUUUUCAUUCCCGGGUUCCUAUGGGUAGGAACAAGUGCCGGUCUUAUCCUGCUCUACCCUCUUCCGAAACUGCAAGGGGUCCCGCGUGUGAUUGGUCGCGCGUGUGUCGCAUUUCACGGCCACUGUGGUCCGGUCCGCAGUCUGCUUGCUAUCCCACAAGGCGAAGUUGGCGUGGACAUCACGAAUGAUGACGUAAACACGGGAGACGAAGAUCCGAAUGAAAUCAACAGAAAAUUCACCAUGUUGGCAGAUAGCGAAGAAUCUGUUGAGUCCGACGAGGAUUUCUAUUUUGUUGAUGAUAACAAGUUCCCUUCGCCAAAGAAAAAGAAAGGAACGCGUCCUAAUGCAAGACUUGGUUCUCAAAAACUUAAAGUGUCAGUCAAAGGGCCCGAAGAAGCAAGCGUUUCAUCAGAAGUUGCCGCUGAACCAGCAUCAGAAAAUGGUGAUUCAGACGACUUCAACAUUACGAAACCCGACGAUUUUGCCCGAAUGAUGGCGACAUUCGGCGGUUUUAAUCAAAAUCGUUCGUCGACUGUCCGUUCGUACAAAAAUAAGCUUUUCGACGCUACCCAUCCCGAGGAUAGAGACAGAGAAGUGGCGAAGUUAGACGGUGACAAAAUGCCGGAGACAAACGCCGCACCGGAUAUUGGAGAUGUUGGGGAAAAAACCGGGGUAUCUAAGGAGCACGACGAAGGUGCAAAUGUUGAUGAUACAGCGCCGGUUGAUUCAUGCUCACAAGAUAUCAGUUCUGGCUUGACACACCGUUCCGAUUCAGGAAAAUCAAAUUCAUCUAGUGGAAGUACUGCGAGUUUAGAAAAUAGGAUAUAUGUUAAUAUAUCAACAGUGAUGACUAACGGAGAUAAAGAAGAAGAAAUCAAUGCGUACGAGAAAUCAGAAGCAGGUUCAACAGAUACACAUCGAGAAGAAGAGAAGGACCUUUCCGGAACAAAACAAAGCACGGAGGAUGUCAGACACACUGACUUAGGUGCCUCUGAGCCAGGAGAGCAAAAAUCUCGCUCCCUCAAAAAAGCCAAGAAGACAAGAACUUCUUCUCGAAAAAACAAAAAUUCCUCCAGUCAAGAAUCUUCAAAAAGUUCAUCUCCGUCGAAAUCGCUCGAAAGGUCACAGGAGACUUACAUUACCGUAUUGCCCGACCCUAAGAAUGGAUCUGAUGGAAAUGAUACGAAAGCUAGCAGCGAGACCGAUAGCCAAACCGACAGCCAGAUUGGCAAAACAGAGAUUUCACGGAGUAAAUGUUUGUCUUAUUUGGUGGUCAGCGCCGGUGAAGGUCACGCGGAUUUAAGGCUGAAAGUAAAAUCCAAGCAAGAGUUGAAGAAAGAUGCACAGAGCAUGUUCUUGAUAUGGCGAGUGAACAGCAAGGUGUGAAGCUGUCUGAACAUACGAUGCGAAUGCACUGCGUAUAGGACAUCCCAAUACGCCAGUCAAAAACUUAAAAACACAAUGCACAUACGUAAUGCACAAGUAAAAUUAAACCAACCUGUCUUGUCACAUUUUUGUCACGUUCGCGAUUCCGAUUUCCACCUUGUUGACAAAUUGUGAAGGCAUUUUGGACAGUUUGCUACUUUUUUCAUUCCCUGCUGCAUGUUUAAGCAGCGACAACUUGUUUGCCUAAAGGCUAGUUUCCACUCAAGAAAAAUCUGGUUUGGAUCGGGACGGACAGGAAAUUUCCUUUGUCGAUGAGUUUUCAGGCGGCGUUUAUACACAGGAAAUUUUCCUGUCCUGUCCGAUCCAAAGGAGCAUUUUCCUGAGUGGAAACUAGUCUUCAACAUAUAUCUUGCUGUGUUGGUGAGAGGCAACUAGUUGGUGUGAGCAAAACCCAGGAAGAAGCAUGCAUGUACUACCAUUUUCUGUUCGUUUACUGAACCGCUAUUAACUUUUAUUACCCUCAUGAAACUUUGCUUAAAAAUAUCUUGCUAAGCAAUGGGAGAUCAAAAUUUUUAAAUUUUUAUGCUAAAGAAAGGUAUGUUUUGAACGAAGAAAGGUUUCCAAUGGCAACUAUCGCGGUGUUUUUAUCCAGUGCGUCUGCUACCGAAACAGGUUAGCGGCUGAGUCGGCGGCUCACCGUCGUCAUGUGUGAACCAGAGUCAGUAACGUAGCCAGCCUGACGAUUUGUCUCGCUAUGCUAAUAUUUUGUUGUUCAUUGACUGUGAAAACAAUAAAUUUCUAAGGAAAUGAAUAGUUAUAAUUCGAAAUUUACAUGGCGAGACAAAAUCGUCAGGCUGGCUACGCCACUGACUACAUAGACUUAAUAGAGAAUUCAAAUUCUGGCAACAGAUGAUUUUGAUGGUCUUUGGGCCUUCUGGACGCACUUCGACAAGGUGGAAAUCAAAUAUCAAUCUCCUCUCAAUGAGCUAACGUUAUUUGCAUAUAGAAAAAAUUAUGCUAAUUCCAUUGUGUUUACGAAACCUGAACAUCAGUUGUGGGUUUCGCAAAGGGUCGCUGCAAACAAUAUAUAUGCUUUUACUUUUGAUAGGCCGGUUUUAUUCGUUGCAUGAACGUCUAACAUUUAAGGUAUUUUCAAAAUACGGAAAAGAAUUGAUAGUAUAGAG
Molecule: messenger RNA, 5762 nt
Organism: Dendronephthya gigantea
Lineage: Eukaryota; Metazoa; Cnidaria; Anthozoa; Malacalcyonacea; Nephtheidae
Product: rho guanine nucleotide exchange factor 10-like
Exons: 26
Coding region: 91-4578 (1495 amino acids)
Biological process (GO): positive regulation of stress fiber assembly; actin cytoskeleton organization
Molecular function (GO): guanyl-nucleotide exchange factor activity; protein binding
Source: RefSeq, a predicted model, not a curated record